UCCUCUGCUUCGAUUUCGUUUCUCUGUUUUUGAAUAUCUGAAAUUAGGGUUUUGGGAUUUCGAAAUUUUUAGACUUGGUGAUCAAUUUUGUGAAAUCAAAGUUUUUUUUUUUUGGUUUUAAUGUGAAAUGUGAAAUCAAAGUUCCAACCUUUUCAAUCUCCUUGCCUGAUUAGUGUAAAGAACAGAGACCGUUUCAUUCAAUUUAGUCUCGAAUUGAUUUUGUAAUAGUUUCUUCGAUUAAGGACUGAAUCGUGUACCUCUCAGAAUGGUUCGAUACAAAGAUGAGUCCCCAGCUGUUAGGGUUUAUACAGUUUGCGAUGAAUCAAGAUACUUGAUAGUACGUAAUGUCCCAGCUUUGGGUUGUGGUGAUGAUCUCAUGAGAUUGUUCAUGACUUAUGGAGACGUUGAAGAAUGUAAACCUAUGGAUGCAGAAGACUGUGAGGAGUUCACUGAUGUCUACUGGAUCAAGUUUCGUCUCAUUACUAAUGCAAGAUUUGCAAAGAGGAAGUUGGAUGAAUCAACUUUUUUGGGAAAUCGGCUCCAAAUUUCGUAUUCUCCUGAAUUCGAGAGCCUCAGUGACACGAAGGAUAAGUUAGAAACCAGGAGGAGAGAAGUGCUCGCUAGACUGAACCCCCAGAGAGAAAAGAGCACCUCCCAAGUUGCAAAAUUAGCUGGACCGGCUUUGACCCAAACAGACGAUUUCUCCCCACAAAGGAGAGUGAUGGAGUACCAAUUCCAUAGACGAAACGCUCCUAUUCCACGAGUUUCUUCUAACCAGGAGUAUUUUGCGUCCUCUUCAAUGAAUCAAACAGUUAAAACUGUUAGGGAGAAACUCAACAAGAUUGAAGAAAGUGGUAACCAAAAGAGGUUACAACCGAGCAGCCAAACACAACCUGACCUCAAGAGAACACGAAUCGAUAACCGAAGAAGAAUCUAACUCAAGUUUUGUUGUUGUCGUAUCUGUUUCUAAAACUCAGCCAAUUUUGAAAACAGAGUAUUCUUGUGUAACUUACUUUGGUCUUGAUAGUGUUCUAGCAAAACAAAUUGUGAAUAUUGCAAGUUUCAAGUGAAACUAAAUCAUCAA
Messenger RNA from Capsella rubella, 1084 nucleotides. Its product is annotated as RNA-binding protein 48. Gene Ontology annotation, cellular component: nucleoplasm. Gene Ontology annotation, molecular function: RNA binding. The transcript is spliced from 8 exons. Lineage: Eukaryota; Viridiplantae; Streptophyta; Magnoliopsida; Brassicales; Brassicaceae. The record is from RefSeq and is a predicted model, not a curated record. Bases 266 to 937 code for a protein of 223 amino acids.